Molecule: messenger RNA, 662 nt
Organism: Hibiscus syriacus
Lineage: Eukaryota; Viridiplantae; Streptophyta; Magnoliopsida; Malvales; Malvaceae
Exons: 2
Coding region: 152-496 (114 amino acids)
Source: RefSeq, a predicted model, not a curated record
ACAAAUACUGCAAGUGGUGUCCCUUCUCUUCAACAAAAUCAAGUAAAAUAAAAGAAAAAGAAUCAAUACCCAUUUCACUUCCUUUUUUUUUCUUUUACUACCCAACAGUUCAUCAAAUCAGUCCCAAAAACAAAAACCCACUGCUACAAACAUGAAAUCCGGUCAUGGGGUCACUCCUUUUCUCCUGUUUCUCUUCAUCUCAGCUUAUGUCUUCAAUUGCAAUGAAGCUACAAGCACGUCACAAGUAAACGGGUCUUCAGAAAUGGUUCCAUUGGUGGAUGAGAAAACGGUGAAGAUGAUGACGUUGUUCAAUGAGAGCAGGAGAAAGCUGGGGAGUUUCCAGAUAUGCGCUGUUUGUACAUGCUGUGGUGGAGCUAAAGGUGUUUGCUUACCAUCUCCUUGUUGCUAUGCAAUCAAUUGCAACAUUCCAAACAGACCAUUUGGUUUCUGUUCUUUCACCCCCAAAACCUGUAAUUGCUUUGGAUGCCAUCUCUAAAUCCUUAUUUCUCACGUUUUGGUUGUUUUAUUUCAGGUUUUUUUUAAAAAAAAAUUGCAAAAAAUAUUGAUUCUGAUGCAUGUUUGAAAGUGGAGAAAGAGAAUAUCUGCUCUUCUUCAUUUGUUUGUUUAUAAAAUUUCAUAGGGAGUUUGCUGUUUCCAGUUUA